AUGUCUACCUGCGCUGGAAAUGAUCCGACGCUCCUGCAGAGGACCGAACACAAAAAGAUCGACGAAAAGAAUACUCCACGACGGGCCACUACUUCGAGAACCCCCUCGAGGAAUACCCCUGACGAUGAAGCUCAAAAGGCCUUUAACUCCGCCGGAAAGGGGAAUCUAUACUCUGACCUUAAGAACAAUGCUUCUCUGAACACCAAAACCAUCGCUGGUCUGGCCGAAGGCAUUGUUUCCAGAUACCCCAAGAUAGUCGUUUCCCACUUCAAAGCGACGACUACAUUCAUCCGUGCCGAGUAUACGCUGCCCAGCGAUAUCGAGCCUCCGUGCAGUGUCUUUGUUAUAGUGACGAGUUGCACAGACGCUACCACAGCCCAGGAGAAUGAUGGUGGAUUAUCUGCGCAAAUUCAAGCUAGUGUGAAGGUCACUAGAAAUGCGCACCUUGGCCAAGUCGCGCUGCAAACAGACAGCAGUGUUUUUUGGAAGGUAGGAUAUAAGAUCGCCACGUACUGUCACGAAGUUACACUCUCCGCUAACUUUCCGCUCGCCGUAGACUUCUUGGAGGGCUAUGAAUAUCCCACUUAUCGAAGACUCGACAGUCCUGUCUCAGAUUUCCUCAGGGAUGCUACCACGAGCAUGCUCCUAGCCUUUGCCACGAAGCUAGACACUCACCUGGAAGCACAUGCCGUCUCGCCUUCGAAACACGAAAUGCCGAAGACAGCAGUUGACAGGAGCAGUUUCAACGUCGAUUGUGGCGAUUCGUUCAGCGUCAAGUUAUGCGACGCCUCUAAUACUCACGAAUUCAGAUGGGCUGAAGUGCAGAAUCCGCACCUAGUCCUACAGACGGCGAACAAGGACCCGGGCACUGUCGGAGAGUAUACCUUUUGCGCCAUCAACCCCGGUAGCACGACCUUGACACUUAUCUUACAUGGCCUAGGAAACCGCAAAGAGUCUUUAGUUAUUGCGUCUGCAUGGAACAUCAGGUUGAUCAACGUCCCUGAGGCGGACAGAUUGGUCCCACGUGGCCCAACCACCGUUGAACCAGGGUUCAUGAUUCAGAUCCUCGGGGGUGUGACAAAUGUCAAUGACCUUCCAGACAUUCCCUCUCUGGAUGAGGGCGAUGCAGUGGCAUGCGAAGGCCUGUCGUGA
This is a messenger RNA of Fonsecaea monophora, 1152 nucleotides long. RefSeq lists its product as hypothetical. NCBI's taxonomy places the organism in Eukaryota, Fungi, Ascomycota, Eurotiomycetes, Chaetothyriales, Herpotrichiellaceae. The transcript is spliced from 4 exons. Bases 1 to 1152 code for a protein of 383 amino acids. The record is from RefSeq and is a predicted model, not a curated record.